AGAGAUGACCCAGAGAGAAAAUGAUAUGAGAGGACACAGGUUGAAUGAACAGAGGACACAAGUUAAGAAAAUCUCAGAGAUUUCACCAACACUGAUGCAACAGCCUGGGAGCAUCCAAGUCAAUGUAAAGAAGAAGUGAAAUAGAAGAGGAGGUUAAUCAAUCGACAGCUGACACCAGCGCCUACAACAGUUUUAUCUAAAACAUCUACUUUUUGCUCCUGACUGUGAACUGACAGAGCAGAACAGGAAAUACUGAAAUACUUUCAGUUACUUGAAUGGCAAAUCAUUUCAAAUAGAAACCCACGCGAUGGACGGACUGUCAGAUAAUGAAUUCCUCAUCUCCCCCUCUCCUUCUCCUCCUCCCCUCGACUACUGUGACUACACUGACUGGUCUCCCUCCUUCUCCAUCAUCCCUUCCAUUUACCUACUGGCCUUCCUGGUUGGUUGCCUGGGCAACAUCCUGGUGCUCUGGGUCUACCUGGAUCGAGGCGAGGGGAGGAGAACAAGGGUCGUAGGCAAAGACCGAACUGGAGUUGAAACAUUCUGUUGCACCAGACUUUUCAGGAUGAGGGAACAAAACAUCGACAGACGCCGAGUUCAGCAUGAGACCUUUUCCCCGAAAAACAAGAUAAAAAGCUACAGACCCUCAUCUCACUCCUCCACCUCCUCCUCCUAUCCUCCCUCCAUCCCUCGUUCCACCCGCUCACUAACAGACUCUCUUAUAGCCAGCUUAGCAUUAGCUGACCUUUGUUUUCUUGUGACCCUUCCUCUGUGGGCUGUCUACACAGCCUUGGGCUACCACUGGCCUUUCGGGCAACCCCUCUGCCAAAUCAGCAGCUUCCUUACUGCCCUCAACAUGUAUGCCAGCGUGUUCAGCCUAAGCAUGCUCAGUGUGGAGCGUUACUGGGUUUUGACUGGACGCCGACACUCCAGCCACCAUGCCCCACAGAGCUGCCCCAGCAGGGCUUUGUUAAUUAUUGGCGGAGUGUGGAUUCUGGCGGGGGUGCUGGCACUUCCUGGUUUGCUGCUACGCUCUGUCCAGGAGUUGGAACUGGAC
Molecule: messenger RNA, 1057 nt
Organism: Solea senegalensis (Senegalese sole)
Lineage: Eukaryota; Metazoa; Chordata; Actinopteri; Pleuronectiformes; Soleidae
Exons: 2
Biological process (GO): G protein-coupled receptor signaling pathway; immune response
Cellular component (GO): membrane
Molecular function (GO): G protein-coupled receptor activity
Source: RefSeq, a predicted model, not a curated record